Tribolium castaneum (red flour beetle) is the source of this 647-nucleotide messenger RNA. It is a transcript of the gene RpL24, whose product is annotated as Ribosomal protein L24. Gene Ontology annotation, biological process: cytoplasmic translation. The transcript is spliced from 4 exons. Gene Ontology annotation, molecular function: structural constituent of ribosome; mRNA binding. NCBI's taxonomy places the organism in Eukaryota, Metazoa, Arthropoda, Insecta, Coleoptera, Tenebrionidae. The coding region runs from base 131 to 598 and encodes 155 amino acids. Gene Ontology annotation, cellular component: cytosolic large ribosomal subunit. The record is from RefSeq and is a predicted model, not a curated record.
GAAAAAUAAUUAUUUGAAAUAUGCCUACUCAAAGGCCAGCUUUUUCAAAAGUAGGGUUUUUGGCCGUUGUUAGGUUGGUAGCGCUAGCGCAUGUUUCUUUUCGGUUGUUGUAAGUGUCAAAACUGUCAACAUGAAGAUCGGACUUUGUGCGUACAGUGGGUACAAAAUAUACCCUGGUCAUGGGAAAACCAUGGUUAAAGUCGAUGGAAAGACCUUCACUUUCCUCAACUCGAAGUGCGAACGUGCGCAUUUAAUGAAGCGAAACCCGCGUAAAGUUACGUGGACCGUCUUGUACAGACGUAAACAUAAAAAAGGCCAGGAGGAGGAAGCUACCAAAAAACGCACACGAAGGACUCAAAAAUUCCAACGUGCAAUUGUUGGCGCUUCUCUCAAUGAUAUUUUAGCCAAAAGGAAUCAGAGGCCUGAAGUUAGGAAAGCACAAAGGGAGCAGGCGAUCAGGGCCGCCAAGGAGCAGAAAAAACAAACCAAAACUGCGAAAAAGGUGACACAGCCUGCCAAACAAGUGAAAAGCGUUCCGAAACAAAAGGCGGCCAAGAAUGUGCAAAAGGCCGCGCCCAGAGUUGGUGGAAAGCGCUAAUGUAUUGAUUUUUCAAUAAAAAAAUACGUUUGUGUUUUUUUAUUGGUAA